AUGUCAUCAGUCAAAAGCAAGAAGUCCAUGCUCCCACCCAUCAACUUGAUUUUUAAAUACUUACAACAACAAUCUGUUGUGACGAUUUGGCUUUAUGAGCAAACACAGCUGAGAAUUCAAGGCAAAGUGAGAGGGUUUGACGAAUUUAUGAACAUAGUCAUAGAUGAGGCUGAAGAAAUUAGCACGAAAGAUGGAUCACGAGAAACGCUAGGCAGGAUCUUACUAAAGGGUGAUAACAUCACUUUGAUUUCUAGUUUGGAUGUCUAG
Molecule: messenger RNA, 267 nt
Organism: Clavispora lusitaniae ATCC 42720
Lineage: Eukaryota; Fungi; Ascomycota; Pichiomycetes; Serinales; Metschnikowiaceae
Gene: sme1
Product: mRNA splicing protein
Biological process (GO): spliceosomal snRNP assembly; mRNA splicing, via spliceosome
Cellular component (GO): U2 snRNP; U5 snRNP; U4 snRNP
Molecular function (GO): RNA binding
Source: RefSeq, a predicted model, not a curated record